Penicillium taxi is the source of this 3195-nucleotide messenger RNA. Its product is annotated as ribosome biosynthesis protein KRE33. Gene Ontology annotation, molecular function: ATP binding; tRNA binding; 18S rRNA cytidine N-acetyltransferase activity. Gene Ontology annotation, biological process: rRNA acetylation involved in maturation of SSU-rRNA. The transcript is spliced from 2 exons. Lineage: Eukaryota; Fungi; Ascomycota; Eurotiomycetes; Eurotiales; Aspergillaceae. Gene Ontology annotation, cellular component: 90S preribosome; nucleolus. The record is from RefSeq and is a predicted model, not a curated record. Bases 1 to 3195 code for a protein of 1064 amino acids.
AUGCCGCGCAAAGCGAUUGACUCGCGUAUCCCCGCUCUCAUUCGAAAUGGCGUACAGGAGAAGAAGCGCAGCUUUUUUGUGGUGGUCGGAGACCGUGCGAAAGAUGUGAUCGUUCAUCUGCACUAUAUCAUGUCAAGCGUCGAUGUGAAGCAAAACAAGUCAGUGUUGUGGGCCUACAAGAAGGAUCUGAUUGGCUUCACCAGUCACCGGAAGAAGCGUGAGUCAAAGAUCAAGAGGGAGGUCAAGCGAGGCAUUCGCGAGCCCAACCAGGAGGACCCAUUCGAGCUUUUCAUCACCCUCAACCAGAUUCGUUAUGUGUACUAUAAGGAAACCGAGAAAAUUCUGGGUAACACAUACGGCAUGUGUAUUCUUCAGGACUUUGAGGCCAUGACACCAAACCUACUGGCACGUACAGUCGAGACGGUCGAGGGAGGUGGUAUGGUAAUACUGUUGCUGAAAAGCAUGAACAGUCUGAAGCAGCUAUAUACCUUGUCCAUGGAUAUUCACUCUCGGUACCGGACCGAGGCACAUGAUGAUGUUGUUGCUCGCUUUAACGAGCGAUUCAUCCUUUCUUUGGGUAGCUGUGACUCUUGCUUGGUGGUCGAUGACGAGUUGAACGUGCUCCCGAUAUCUGGGGGCAAGAAUGUCAAACCUCUUCCUCCCCCAGAGACUGCCGAUGAUUCGAACAUUGGCACAAAGAAGGAGCUGAAGGAAAUCAAGGAUAAUCUGGCGGAUACACAACCUAUUGGUCCAUUGGUCAGCCUGGCUAAAACAGUGGACCAAGCCAAAGCACUGUUGACCUUUGUGGACGCAAUCGCCGAGAAGACCCUGAAGAGUACGGUUACUCUCACGGCAGGCCGUGGACGUGGAAAGUCUGCUGCCCUCGGUGUUUCCAUUGCGGCCGCCAUUGCCCACGGAUAUAGCAACAUUUUCAUCACCUCCCCCAGCCCUGAGAACUUGAAGACUCUGUUUGAAUUCAUCUUCAAGGGAUUCGAUGCUCUGGGCUACUUAGAUCACGUUGACUACACUAUCCUGCAAUCGACCAACCCUGAUUUCAAUAAGGCUAUUGUUAGAGUCAACAUUCACCGCAAUCACCGUCAGACUAUCCAAUACAUCCAGCCUCAGGACGCCCACGUCCUGGGACAAGCUGAGCUGUUGGUUAUUGAUGAAGCUGCUGCCAUCCCACUUCCGCUUGUGAGAAAGCUGAUGGGUCCCUACCUGGUCUUUAUGGCCUCAACCAUCAACGGUUACGAGGGUACCGGUCGCUCGCUUUCCCUGAAACUGAUUCAGCAACUUCGGGAGCAGUCUCGAGGAGGAAUGAAGAUUGAUGAUACCGAUGUUGCGGACCGAAGCACUGGCAAGACCGCGAAGAACGCGGACAAGGGCCUCGGUGGCCGAUCACUUAGAGAGAUUACCCUCGCGGAGCCUAUUCGUUAUGCCCCCGGAGACUCGGUUGAAAAGUGGCUGAACAAGGUCUUGUGUCUUGACGCAACUUUGCCCAAGUCCAGUAUGAAUACUCAGGGCUGCCCGCAUCCAUCGAAGUGUGAGCUGCUGCAGGUCAACCGCGAUACCCUUUUCUCGUUCCACCCUGUCUCUGAAAAGUUCCUUCAACAAAUGAUGGCUUUAUACGUUGCUAGUCACUAUAAGAACACACCCAAUGAUCUUCAGCUUAUGAGUGAUGCUCCCGCGCAUCAGCUCUUUGUGCUCGUUCCUCCGAUUGACGAGGAAGCGACAAAGCUACCGGAGCCGCUCUGUGUCAUCCAAGUCGCCCUUGAAGGUCGUAUCAGUAAGCAGAGUGUUCUCAACAGCCUGAGCCGUGGUCAGCGAGCCGGCGGUGACCUCAUUCCCUGGUUGGUCAGCCAGCAGUUCCAGGAUGAGGACUUUGCUGGUCUCUCUGGUGCCCGUGUUGUUCGCAUUGCAACUAACCCGGAGUAUGUUGGCAUGGGAUACGGCUCCCGCGCUUUGGAGCUUCUGACUGACUUCUACGAGGGCAAAUUCACCAGCCUGUCAGAGGAGGCGGCCGCUCCUCAAGAGGAGAUGGUCCGCGUCACAGACGAGGAGCUGGCCAACUCGAGCCUUCUGGAUGACAACGUCAAAGUCCGGGACAUUCGCUCUAUGCCUCCAUUGUUCGGUAAGCUGACGGAACGUCGUCCGGAUAUUCUGGACUACCUCGGUGUCAGCUACGGUCUUACCCCCACCCUUCACAAAUUCUGGAAGCGCUCUUCUUUUGUCCCCGUCUAUCUGCGCCAGACCCCCAACGAUCUGACUGGCGAGCACUCUUGCGUGAUGCUCCGCACUCUUUCAGUCGGUACCAACGAUGCCAGCUGGCUAGGCGCCUUCUCUCGGGACUUCCACCGCCGAUUCCUUGCCCUGCUCUCUUACCAAUUCCGUGAAUUCCCCUCGGUUCUCUCUCUCAGUAUUUGCGAAUCUGCCAACUCCGGUGCAAAACUCGACUCUUCCAUCGUCCCCCGUACUUUGAAGAAGGCCGAUAUCGAUGCUGCUUUCUCACCCUUUGAUCUGAAGCGUCUGGAUAGCUACGCUAACAACCUUCUGGAUCAUCACGUCAUCCUGGACAUGGUCCCCACUCUCUCCGAGUACUACUUCGCUAACCGACUGGGCGGCAAGGUUAGCCUCUCUGGCAUUCAGCAGUCCAUACUUCUGGCCAUUGGUCUGCAGCACAAGAGCAUCGAUGACCUGGAGAAAGAGUUGAGUCUUCCCUCCGGUCAGCUUCUUGCCAUGUUCCUCAAGAUCAUCCGCAAGGUCUCUACUCACUUCCGUGGUGUGAUUGAGGGUGCUGUCGCAGAAACUAUGCCUAAUGAGCAAGUCCCAACAUCUGCGCCCACUGGCGGUGCUCAUGACGAUGAGAUCAUUGACGAGCGCUUCCAACCGCUUGCUACAGGUCUGGAAAAGGAGCUGGAAGAAGGAGGCCAGCAGGUUGACAAGGAAAUGCGUGAGAAGCAGCGUGCUCUCAUCGACGCCCUUCCUCUAGACAAAUACGAAAUUGAUAACGGCUCCGCGUCCUGGGAGGGUGCUGAGAAGCAGAUCCGCGGUGGCGGUGCUUCCACUGUCAGUGUGAAGACCAAGUCGUCGUCUAAGCGAAAGAAGGGCGAGUCCGCCCGUGAAAUCUAUGACAAGGAGGUUGACUCCAAGAGACAAAAGAUUAUCAAGAACGGUACUGAGGGUCGGAAAAAAUAG